This is a messenger RNA of Colletotrichum karsti, 1374 nucleotides long. RefSeq lists its product as uncharacterized. The record is from RefSeq and is a predicted model, not a curated record. The coding region runs from base 1 to 1374 and encodes 457 amino acids. Lineage: Eukaryota; Fungi; Ascomycota; Sordariomycetes; Glomerellales; Glomerellaceae. The transcript has 2 exons.
AUGGACACCAUUGAGGAUGACAUCCAGGACAGCAUCGAGCAAGACAUCGAGGUCGACACAGGGAGCGAGAUCGAGUACGACAUCGAGUACGACAUCGAGUACGACAUCGAGGACGACAUCGAGGACGACAUUGAGGACAAAGCCACGAUCGUGGUCAAUCCCUUUGGACCCUGGGGAGUGCAUUUCGGUGAUUUCGGGUCCAGCUGUAUAACGGCGCGUUUUGUGUGGUUGCAUCUCCCGCCGGAACUACGACAGGCUGUCAGAAAGAUGGAGUUCUGCAUUGAGCUGAAGACAUACACUUGCGCGGACGGGUGCGACAAACCAGAAAGCCAAUCAACUAUCGAAGCAAACAACACGCUCUUCACCAAGGCUCUGUGGGGUCUUUUCUCGAUACUCGCCAAAUGGGACAUCGUGUUCGAUCAACCGGGUCUGGCGCUGGAAAUUGUGCCCAAGUCCACCAGCGACCGAUGCCAUGGAUUCACAGCGUUGGGAAAUAUCAAUGUUGGAACGAAUCGCGACCACUUGCAGCUCUCGGUUGCGGGAAGCACCAAACGUGUGCUGCUCAACCCGCUGGAUCUUACUCUUGAUCGGGGCGCCGAACUCCCCGAAGUCCCCAUCAUCGAAGAACUCCGAUUCCCCUGGGACUCUUUCAGGAGCUCGUCAACAGAAAGUCUCGAAAGUCUUCUCAAGUCUCUGCCUCGGUUGCAGGUCAUCCAGUACGGCGCCCUUCAGGGUGUUAAUCAACAUGAGCAGGAGCGUCGCGAUCUUACGUUGUUAGCCAUACUCAGAAGCAGUGGAUCAUCCAUCAGAACGGUUCACAUCCAUGAGCAAUGCGCGACCGAGGACGCCAGACGCCAUAGACAAGGUUCUCCCCCGCCCGAAUUUCAGAGGCAAGGAUGCAACCCGCAACUGGUUUCAGCCGCAGUAGAAGCUAGCUACGGUCUCGAGCGCUUUUACCUUAGGCAGGCUCUGAAUGUCGGUGCGGGAAGCUUCUUUCAACACAUAGAGGCCGCAGGUUCGCACCAGUUUUGGCCGGUUCUGGAACACCUUGAGCUUUGUACCAACUCCGGCAAGGACGUCAAUCAUUUGGGGCUGGCUGCGGCGAAGGCAGUUCUACGCAUGCCUAAGAUACGAACUCUUGCCAUUGUGUAUGGCGAGAGCACCAGGCUGGUUCUGUUGUAUUAUUCCCGAAAGAAGGACUCUACCAGACUCAUAGUAGAAACCGAACGGCGGGAAAGGUUGAAUUCUGGUGUGGUGAAGGCCUGGGAAAGGGUUGUGGAGCAACGUGAUGCACCCAAACUUGAAAUAUGGUACAAGUCCUGGCCUUGGGAGCUGUUCUAUGACUUGGAACAGAUGCGCGGCAGCUAUGGUUAA